Molecule: messenger RNA, 4593 nt
Organism: Moesziomyces antarcticus
Lineage: Eukaryota; Fungi; Basidiomycota; Ustilaginomycetes; Ustilaginales; Ustilaginaceae
Product: p-loop containing nucleoside triphosphate hydrolase protein
Exons: 1
Coding region: 1-4593 (1530 amino acids)
Biological process (GO): transmembrane transport
Cellular component (GO): membrane
Molecular function (GO): ATP hydrolysis activity; ATP binding; ABC-type transporter activity
Source: RefSeq, a predicted model, not a curated record
AUGGCGGCGUGCAACGAUGGCGUCUUUACGCCUGUCUCCGACUGCCGCUUCUUCGACUUCACCAUCGCCUUCUCCAACGCCAUCUUCGUGCUUCUGCCGUCAUGCCUCGCUCUGCUCCUCAUGACCGUCAGGCUCGUGCGCCUGCGCCGCAAGCCCGACAUCCCCACCGCAUCCGCCCAGGCCCAUCUCUCGCUUUUGCGCUCGUGCACGCCCCACUCGGACCCCAUCAGCCUCUUCGGCGCCUUCGUCUACGUCGUUCAUGCAAUCCUCAGCUUGGUGCUCGUCGCGGUCCUUGCUGCGCCCUCGUCUCGCUCGCUCCGACAUGCUCUCGACGACAGCACCGGCAUGGCCAGCGUCGUGCUUGCAUUCCUCACCGCUCUUCUCGCCGUGCCCCUUUCGGUGGCAGAGCGCCGAAAGACGCGUGGAGGCUACAUGCUUCUUCCUCUGUGGCUCCUCGCAUCCCUCUUCUUCACCGCCUGCCGCAUUCGAACCUUCAAUGCCGUCCCGGCGAUCCGAUACAGCCCCUUCUUCCACGUCUACAUCCUCACCUUUGCCUGCCAGGCCUUCAUGCUUUCGGUCGAGAAUGCCAACGGCGUUCGUUCGACGCAGCUCCAGUCCAGCCACGAGUCUCGCGCGAGCUUCUUUUCGCGCCUCCUCUUCAUCUGGGUCAUCCCGCUUCUCUGGACUGGCUUGCGCAAGCCACUCGAGAUGCAGGACCUCGACGAGCUGAAACCCGAAUAUCAUGGCCGCUCUCUUGCCCGCGCCUUUAUCGCCAGCUGGACGGGCGCGCCGAUCGAGCCCGACUCGGGAUCGGAUGCCUCGGAGCACGCACACCUCGCACAUACGGGACACAUCGCCGACCUCAAACAGAGCCCCUCGCGCACCAGCAGCGAAGCCUACCCGCUCGAGAAGCUCGGUACUUCUGCGUCCGAAUUCGAAUCGGGUGCACAUGGAUCGGUACCCAAAGCUAUGCCUCCCUACACGCGCGCCUCGUUCCCCAAGAGGAGGGUGUCGCGUAGUCUGCUGCACGCCACCCUGCACGCCUUUCCUCUUGCCGCUCUUGCGCCAGUCCCUUGGAAGCUGCUGCUCACCGCCACAGAGCUAGCCCAACCGCUGCUCGUCUCGACUACCCUUGCUUUCGUCCAAUCGUACUCCGACGUCAGCGAGGGCGGACAACCUUCCGCGGCACAGCCUGCUGUCUACGGAUGGGGUCUGGUGGGUGCUUAUGCCUUUGUCUAUCUCGGACAGGCACUUGCCACUGGUCAAUACUGGUACGCCAGCUCGCAGCUCAUGACGCGACUUCGAGGAGCGUACAUCGAAGCGAUCUACCGCAAGGGUCUCAACCUGCAUCUCCGCACUGCGCGUACCAGCGGCGGCGGCAAGGCGGCCAAUCUGAUGAGUGUCGAUAGCGAGCGCGUAGUCAAGGCCGUCGAUGUCAUCCACUCGCUGUGGAGCGGUGUGAUCACCAUUGCCGUCGGUGUCUAUCUGCUCUAUAAUCAGCUUGGUCUCGUCUUCUUCGCGUCCAUGGCGUCCGUCUUUGCCUGCUUCCUGCUCACCCCGUUGGCGAGCCGCGGCAUCGGCGCCAAGCAAGCUGCUUGGAGCAGCCAGACGGACAAGCGUGUCAAUCUUACCGCCAGCGUCACCUCGGACAUCAAAGGCGUCAAGUUCUCGGCAUACGAAGACGUCCUCCACGACAAGAUCUGCAAGGCUCGUGCCGACGAGUUGUCGGUUCGCAGCAACAUGAUGAAGCAGGUCACCGGUGUGGUUGUCUUUACCAACUGCACUAGCGAGAUGCUGGGUCUGUCCACCUUCAUCACACUCAUCAUCGUCGAUAAGCUCAGUGGCUCGUCCCGCUUCGACCUCAACACCAUCAUCACUACGCUCACCAUCUUCGACGUGCUGCAGGAUCCGCUGCUCAAGAUCGGCCAAGAGUACUCGUACCUCCUCCAGGCCUAUGCCAGUAUGCGACGUAUCGAGGAGUUCCUCAACAGCGAAGACAAGCCGGACGUGCAGAGCGCGGUGGAUGAAGGGCUUGCGGCUCGAGCAGCAGCGGCGUCGAGCGCAGACCGGGAGCCGUCUGGAUUUGCCGCCCGCUUUCAGAACGCAGAGCUUGGCUGGCAGGAUCAAGCGGUCUUGUCGCAGGUCAAUCUGGAGGUCCCUCGUGGAUCGCUGACCAUGAUCUGCGGUCGUCUGGGUCAGGGCAAGUCGACGCUUCUGCAGGCCAUGCUCGGCGAGUCGGACCUGCUCAGCGGCAGUCAGCAACUUCCGCUCCUCGCCGAUCGCAUCGCCUACGUCAGCCAAGAUAUCUGGCUGCAGGAGAAGCGCUCGAUUCGCGAGAACAUCAUCUUUGCCACGGGCGAGUACGACGAAGAGCGAUACACGACCGCGCUGCGUGCAUGUGCGCUGUUGGAGGACAUCGACGGCUUGCAGGAGGGCGAUGCUACUACGGCAAGCUCGCUCAGUGGCGGUCAGCGCCAGCGUGUCGCCGUGGCGCGUGCCAUCUACAGCGAUGCCGAGUCGUACCUCUUCGAUGAUAUCACCAGCGCUCUCGAUGCCGAGACGGCUGCACACAUGUGGCGGUCGCUCAUGGGUCCCUCGGGCCUGCUGAGCGGCAAGACGGUGGUCAUGGCUACCAAUGCCGUGCACUUGCUGCACCACGCGCAGCUCAUCGUUCGUAUUGACGGCGGGAAGAUCGCCGAGCAGGGCCGGUAUGAAGAGCUCUCGUUGAAGGGCAAGGAUGCCAUCUCGCGCGCCAGUCUCGACUCGAAGAGGGCCUUGCCUGCGGCUGACGUUGCCAACGACAAGCCCGUCAAGAGCGGAGCUGCGGAAAAGCAGGAGGCAGUCAUGACGGGCUCCGUCGGUUGGGGCGUCUAUGCCAACUGGGCCAGGGCGGCGGGUCUCUGGAACUUCGGCGCCUUUGUCGCCUGCAGUGUGCUUUCGACAGUGGCGCAGAUCGGUACGACCUAUCUCCUGCAGGCCUGGGCGACUUCGCAGCAGCGCGACCCGUUCAAGGCGCUGGGUGCCUGGAUUGCCGGCUUCGUCGCGUUGAUCCCGGGCAACGCUGUUGCUCUCGGAUUGGGAUUCUGGGUCAUCUCGCUCUACUGCGUCGAAUCGGCCGGCAACAAGCUGCACGCCGGCGAGCUGCGAGGCGUGCUCUCGGCGCCCAUCUCGUUCUUCAGCAAGUGGAGCUCGGGCCAGAUCACCAACCGCUUCUCGCAGGAUUUGUACAACCUCGACCAGACCUUUACCCAGGCGUUGACCAACCUGGUCUUUAUUGCGUGUGGCGUGGUCGGCGCUCUGAUCACCAUGAUCGUGCCCGCACCGUACUUGGCCGCUCUGGCUGUUGGGUUGAUUGGCUUUUCGUGGGCGCUGCAGCGACUCUACAUCCCGUCGAGUCGACAGUUACGUCGGCUCGAGAUGGCAGCCAAGAGUCCGCUGUACUCGCUCUUUUCGGAAACGUCGUCGCCGUCGGGCCUGGCGACGGUGCGUGGACUGAAGCGCGAGGCGUCGCUGGUGGAACUCAAUACGCAGUCGCUCGACGUUUCGCAGGCGCCCUACUACCACCUGUUUGCGGUGCGCAGGUGGCUGCAGACGUGGCUGCUGCUGUUGACGACGGUGGUCAACGUGAUGCUGGUGCUGCUGGUGGUGGUGCUGCGUCAUUCGUCCAAGGCAGGUCUGUUUGGUGUGGCGCUGGUUCAGGCGACCUCGCUCGGUAUCAUGCUCAACCACACCGUGAUCAGCAUCACCGAAGUCGAAAUCGCCGGCGUGGCGCUCGAGCGCGUGCGCGAGUUCACGGAUCUCCAGCCUGAGGAAGAGGCAAGCCCGGAGCGCAAGCUUACGAAUGACAAUGCGCGCGAGACGAUUCGAGGCGAUAUCGAGUUCGACAGCGUCACGGUCGCAUACGGCGCGGAUCUCGAGCCUGCGGUCAAGGAGCUCAGCUUCACACUGCAGGCUGGGCAGAGGUUGGGCAUUGUCGGACGCAGUGGAUCGGGCAAGAGCACGACGCUGCUGGCGCUGUUCCGGAUGAUCGAGAUGCGAUCGGGAGCGAUCCGAAUCGACGGACGCGACAUCAGCGCGAUGGGCGCACGUGAGCUUCGGUCGCAGAUGACGAUCGUCGCGCAGAAUCCGCUGGUGCUGGCGGCGUCGAUUCGCGAGAAUCUGGACCCCGAGGGUGUAUGCAGCGACGAGGAGAUGUGGGAUGCGCUGCACAAGUGCCAUCUGGCCGAGUUUGUCAAGAAGCAGGACAACGGGCUGGAGGAGGUGCUGCUGACGGGCAAGUCGUUCAUCAGCUCCGGGCAGAAGCAGUUGCUGUCGCUGGCACGCGCACUGCUGCGAAAGCGCAAGAUUCUUGUGCUCGACGAGGCGACCAGCGCCAUGGAUGUCGAGACCGACGCGGCUGUGCAGAACGUCCUCGAGACCCAGUUCGCAGACUGCACCGUCAUCGCCGUCGCGCAUCGCAUCGCCACGAUCAUCGGGUUCGAUCAGAUCAUCUGCAUGUCCGCUGGUCGCGCCAUCGAGAGCGGCACACCGCAGGACCUCCUUAAGGCCCGCGGCGAGUUCUGGGCGCUCGCUGCCGAGCAGAAGUGCGUCUAG